Acytostelium subglobosum LB1 is the source of this 2115-nucleotide messenger RNA. RefSeq lists its product as hypothetical. The annotation marks the transcript as partial. The transcript has 5 exons. Gene Ontology annotation, molecular function: zinc ion binding. The record is from RefSeq and is a predicted model, not a curated record. Lineage: Eukaryota; Evosea; Eumycetozoa; Acytosteliales; Acytosteliaceae.
UUGAUUGACGACGUCAACAUCAAAGACAACGACAACGACAACGACAACAAUGUGACUCACACAUUUAUGUACAUAGAUAUGGCCUCAAAGAAUGGUUGGGAUGAUGUCGAUGAUGAAGAUAUCAACAACGAUAACAACAACAACAAUAAUAACAACAAUAACAACAAUAGUAAUGGCCCACUAGAGGAAGAUAUACCAAAGGGAAUGUGCACAGAGUGUACAGACCAACCUGCAUCAAUUCACUGUGAGCAGUGCGAUGAUGACCUCUGCGAGGUCUGUGGCUUGUCAUUGCAUCGAAAGGGAAUGAGAAAGAGUCACACUUAUAUAGACCUUGCGACAUCGUUACAGAAGAGCUUUGCCAUUGCAGCUGGUCUGCUUAAUCACAGGCCAUCGGUAGCCUCUUCGUCCGCUGCCAGUGAACAUAUACAUAGUGCGCCAAUUGGUCUGGGAGUUGUAGAACUUGGAUUGGGUCAUCCUCCCGCAGUGCAUCCAUCAAGCGAUCAACCUCAAGCAUCAGACAGUACUAUGAAUGAAGACAACGACAGCAACAACAACAACAACAAUCGCGACGAGAACAACAACAACAAUAACAAUGGCAAUGGCAAUGGCAAUCAUUCAAACUCAAAGAUGAUGAUUAUGUCACCUGGUGAUGAGAUGGAUAUUGAAGAACUAGAACAUCAUAUUAGACUAGUGUGUAAUAAUAGCAAACAAGCUUCCAAGAUACCAUUCGCGGUGCGUGCCAAGUGUAUCCCAGUGCGACUCAAUGUCAAGGAGAGGAACUAUCUGCGUCUGCUCGAGUCGGCGCUUCACGUAUCAGAGUACACCGACCAAAUCGAUAUCCGCAUCAACUACAGUGCCAAGACCACCCGCAUGAAGAAGCUCAUCCAUCAGAUAUGUGACAUCCUUACAGGACUACUAGUCGCCAAUGACUUCAAGAGUGGACGAGAACUAUUGAGCUCACAUGAACUGAAGGAGAAUGAGGAGUUCUUCCAGAUGGUGUUUGAGAUUGGCAGACGACACAAGAUUAUGAACCCAUCAAAGAUGAGAUCAGAGUAUGGAAAGAUGAUUCAUUUGCUACAGGAUUCAAACAAGAGUGAGAUUCGCUCAGCCAUUGGAAUGACAUUGGUCACCGAUCUGAAGACUGUGUACAAGACACUGGAGAGAUGUGAUGGUCUCGCACUGCUGGACGACCCUCUGCUCGACUUUGCCACAAGGGAGAUCACACUAUAUGGCAAGACACGCGAUGCCAUCCAUCAUGAGACCACCCUAAAGGACAAGGCCAUCAAGGCACUCUCCAACAAGUAUAGAUCAGAGACACUGUCCUCCGACACGAUCCAACAGUGCAUCUAUUCGAUCGGUGACAACAACUCGUUCCUGAGGGACAACCGCGACCCCGUCAGCAAGAUGCUCAAAUACCUCGACACCUACUUUGACCCAGAGAAGGAGGACUCGCACUUCUCGCUAAAGAUUUCGUUUGGCCAGGAAGGCGCGCGCCUCAGCCACUCACACAGCAGACAGUGCAUCUACGUCUACCAGUCGCUAGUUCUUUGGAAGAAGAUCCUGAACGACAUGUUCAAGCUCUGGUAUCUGGCAGAGACGGAUCUGCUGCGCGGCGCCGAUUACCGUCUGUCCGAAACUGGACAGGGUCUGAACCGUAUGCAGUAUGCACCCAAGAUCUCUGCCGAGAUGGGCAGGAUACUCCAGUCGGCACAGAUCAAGGUUGGCUCUGGCUGGGUCGGCUCAACCGUCGUCCACAUGGGCGAUCACAACGUGCCCAAUGCAUUGACAUUCAUCGACAAGUACACUCAAGUGUCUCGCAUCCUCAAUCCCAUCGUAACGACACUGGAAUACAUCGAGCGACAGCAAGAGCCACAUCUAUUGGACCUCAUCAACAAUCACUUCCAUGGCAAGAGAUUCUUGAUGAUGUGUAUUCUGACCGACUUCUUCAGGCAUGGAUUCGAUGGAAGUGGCGCAGACAACAGCUUCGACGCAGGAUCAUGUAUUGAUGGCAGAUUGACAUCAUGUUGGAACUGGUGCUCCAAGAUCGAAAAGAAAGGCUAUUAUCCAAUCUUCUUGCUCGCUGGCUUCAAUGGAUUCGAUGGCAGUUUCAAUUAA